Molecule: messenger RNA, 1427 nt
Organism: Ilex paraguariensis (yerba mate)
Lineage: Eukaryota; Viridiplantae; Streptophyta; Magnoliopsida; Aquifoliales; Aquifoliaceae
Source: the annotation of a GenBank genome assembly
UNCAAAUUAAUAAAUAAAUUAGACAUAAAUAAAAUAUUUUUUAGAAUGAAUCUAUUAAAGUUUAACAUGAUCUUGUCUCAAUCGAGCCGAUUGAUAACCUGGAAGAAUCAAAUCAUGUCUAUUAAAAAAUUAUUUAAUUUUAACUCAUCUGCGUUUAAAAAAUGAGCUGAAUUGAAAUCGAGUCCGAAUAGUUGAUUUGAAUUAUCAGCCCUACCCAGCCAAACUUUUCUUGGCUUUUCUGUUCAUCCUUACUUCUAUCUCACACAACACACACGUACUCACUAAACAAACAGAGAGCUGCCACUUGCCGCCACCAUUGCUUCUCCUACGUCACUCAUCAGCCUCCAUUAAUUUUCAGUUCUAACCAACAUAUAGAUAAGCAUGAAUCAAAUUUCAGCAAUGGUAAGUUCGUUCAACACAGGCUAUAAACCAUUUUCUGGUAUUGGGGAUUCGUGGGUCUUGAAUAGUUUGCCGAAAAAUGUUGGCCGUAUUUGAGAAAGGAGUGGCGAACCCACCGGAGGAGCUGAGUCUUCCGGCGGCGGGAAGGCCGAGUUUGAGAGCUAGGAAAGAAAUUGCAGAGAUUUUCCAGUCAUGGCGACGGGAUUCAACUCUGUAUGGCCUUUCGAAUGGGAACUUUAUGGCUUUGUCACACGAGGGCGAAUUUCCAUUGCAUCCAAGGUCCAUUGUUGUCAAGGAUGACAUUUUCUGCAUAUUCACUGGGUCUCUAAACAACACUUGUGAACUACGGAGACACUAUGGCCUUUCGAGACAAGUGACAGAAGCCAUGCUAGUAAUUGAAGCUUAUAAAGUCUUGAGGGAUCGGGCCCCCUACCCGCCUGAUCAAGUCGUCAAAGAACUUGAAGGAAAAUUUGCUUUUAUAUUGUUUGAUGCUAAUGCUGCUAACCUCUUUCUUGCCAGGGAUCGUGACGGAUUCAUGCAAUUUCACUGGGGAAUGGCCGGCGAUAGGUCCUUAGUCUGUUCGGAUGAUCCAAAAAUCAUAAUGGAGGCUUGUGGAAACUGUUAUGCACCUUUUCCUCCAGGCUGUUUAUUCAUGAACCAGAAUGGCCUAAUUAGCUUUGACCAUCCGCUUCACAAAGUAAGAGCAAGUGUGCGUGAAGAUAAUGAAGGGAAAAUUUGCUCUGUUAUUUUUCAAGUGGAUUUGUAUAAAAGACUCCACAGCAUCCCACGGACAGGUAGUGCUGCAAAUUGGGCGGGUGCCACUGUUGUUGAGGGGGAAUAAAGAGAUGAGUCUCUUCUUUCUUGUGAGAAUAAUGUAGAAACCAUGAUAGAAUGUUCUGAAACUCUGUUUUCUGAUGUAAAAACUAUGAAACGAUUUUCUGAAACUCGUUGUCGAUGUUUAUGUUCUAUGAAAUAAUGUGGUGUUUUAAGGUUUAAUUUCCAACCCCUUCUGUAGCAUAUGAUUAUCU